ACCCCAGCAGCUGGCGCGCUUCUCCCUCACCCAGCGGAGGGGAAGGACGUGGCGGUGCCGCCUCAGCCGGGCACGGCGGGGCUGAGCCUUGGGAGGGGCAGAGCCGGAGCCCUCCACCUGCGGGCGGCAGGGACAAGUUACGUUUUGGCCGGAGGGUGGCGGGCUCCGGUGGGGCGGAGAGAGCCCGAUCCCGCCUUGAGGCCCGGGCGCGCUCCGGCACCUGUGCCCAGCAGCCUUCCCCGCCAGCGCCGCGACCCCCGCCCUGAGCCGCUUCCUCCCCCCGCCCGCCGCCGCCAUGUCGGGGCCGCCCGGCCGUGCGGCCCUGCUGCUGCCGCCGCUGCUGCUGUUGCUGGGGUUGUCCGGGCUCCUGCCAGCGCGACCGCCAACCGGCGGCGGGCAGCCCCGCUACGAGCCAACCUGGGGCUCGCUGGACGCCCGGCCGCUGCCCACCUGGUUUGACGAGGCGAAGUUUGGAGUGUUCAUCCACUGGGGCGUGUUCUCGGUGCCCAGCUUCGGCAGCGAGUGGUUCUGGUGGUACUGGCAGAAGGAAAAGAGAGCACCCUAUGUGAAAUUUAUGGAAGCAAAUUACCCACCUGGGUUUAGUUAUGAAGAUUUUGGGCCACUGUUUACAGCAGAGUUCUUUGAUCCCAACCAGUGGGCAGACAUUUUGAAGGCUUCAGGUGCAAAAUAUGUUGUCUUAACUUCAAAACAUCAUGAAGGCUUUACUUUGUGGGGGUCGAAAUAUUCUUGGAACUGGAAUGCUGUUGAUGAGGGACCAAAACGAGAUCUUGUGGCUGAGCUUGCAACAUCUGUUAGAAACAGGACUGACUUGCACUUUGGGUUAUAUCACUCCCUGUUUGAAUGGUUCAAUCCUCUCUUUCUUGAGGAUGCCACCAACUUCUUUAAGACAAGAAAGUUUCCCACCAGUAAAUCAUUACCAGAACUCUAUGAAAUUGUGACCAAGUACCAACCAGAAAUAAUUUGGUCUGAUGGGGACGGAAAUGCACCAGAUACUUACUGGAACAGCACUGGUUUCUUGGCUUGGCUGUAUAAUGACAGUCCAGUCCGGGACACAGUUGUGACCAAUGACCGCUGGGGAGCUGGCAGUAUCUGUACGCAUGGUGGCUUCUACACCUGCAGUGACCGGUACAACCCCGGCCACCUCCUGCCUCACAAGUGGGAGAACUGCAUGACUAUUGACAAAAGGUCAUGGGGGUACAGGAGGAAUGCACAGCUUGAGGAUUACCUCACAAUCGAGGACUUGGUGAAGCAACUCGUAGAAACAGUGUCUUGCGGAGGAAAUCUCUUGAUGAAUAUUGGGCCCACUCACGAUGGUCGCAUCGCUGUUGUAUUUGAGGAACGCCUGAGGCAGAUGGGUACCUGGCUGAAAGUCAACGGAGGAGCCAUCUAUGGAACGAAACCGUGGAGAGCACAGAACGACACGCUCACACCAGGAGUGUGGUACACUUUCAGCCCUAAAGAAGGCCACGUCAAUGCUAUCUUCCUUAACUGGCCAGUCUCUGGGACUCUGGAACUUGGUGAGCCACAGGCUAAGCUUGGAGAAACGCAGGCAAAGCUGGUUGGCUACAAGGAACUGCUGAAAUGGGUUGCACUGGGAGAAAAGGGAAUCGUAAUAACUCUACCUCAAUUAACCCCUCAGCAAUUGCCAUGUCAGUGGGGCUGGACUUUACAACUGAGUGAUGUAAACUGAGCCACACGCUGCUGGAGAGGUGCGUAGUGGGGAAUGCUGGGUUUUUUUUGCCCAGUUUCUCCUCAGUGAUUUCUAACUCUUCCUUGCUUGACUGAGAAACAUCACAAUUUCAUUUUUUAUGAAAGGUGGGCAGUUACUAAGGGAUAGAAUGAACAUCAUCUGAAAUCUAGCACUAGAUAGGUACAUCUCUGCAUACAGUUUGUUUCUUUGAACUUGUGUGAAAAUUGAGCAUCUACCUUGACCUCUCCACUUCUUUUAGUCAGUUUCUUGCCAAGUUAUGUUAAGAACUGGGUGGGGAAAAAACAGGCACUAGAUUUUUAAAGCCAUAAGAAAGAACAAAGCCAGCUCAAGGCAGCAUUCAACAGAUCUGACAGCAAAUGCAUAGAAGUCAGUUGUAUACUUUCUUUAAUACAAGAACUCUAACUGCCUCAACUCUCAGUUUUAGCAAAAAGAAUAAACUUUUUUUCCAGUUGCAUGUAACAACUGACAGCUGGUAGUUUCAGCUGAGUGAUGUGUCUGCAAGAACAGUCCUCUUGGGGCUGGCAAUUCAUCACAAGUGUAUGGAGGCAAUGCAUGUGUACAUCUUCAUUUCUCAUAAUGAAAAUAGUUGUUUUUACCUGUUACUGCUGUUGAAUAAUUGUAUCCAUUAUUGGGAUACCAGGGAAGUGGGACGGGUUUUUUCAAUGUUUUGUAUAAUUUUACAUGGUUGAAGCUGACUCUUGUUUACAGCAACUAUUUUUACACAGUUACCAAGGUGCCUUCUGUGGACUAUUAAACAAAACAUCUACUUCAAUGACUAACUGCUUUUAAAAAGAGACAUAAUCAGGAGUUGCUAGGGUUCCUCAGCUUUGGCAGAAAGACAACAUUUUAAGCAGGGGAUAGAUUGUGUCUAACUUGAAAAAUUCCUAAGCUCAUCACGUGUCAGGAGGCAGCAUGAAGUUUAGAAAGAGGGGGAGGUAUAGAACAACAAAAAAGCAUUAAUUGUUUCUGUGUAGGUAUCAAAGGUUUAUUUUUCCUAAGCAUUGUUAAUAAGUGCAAAACUAUUACUAUAUAUGUUAAAUGUAAUCUUUCAACUCUGUCAAGAUCUUAAGUGAUAGGCCAAAUGAAGUUACAGCCUUUCCUGCUAGUAAUGUGAACACAGGCACAAAUUAUACAUUAAAAUAUUUUAUUACAAUACAGACAAUUGGGCUCAAAAUUAAUACAAAUUAAGAUAAAAUAUUUACAAGUUAAAUGUAUACAUUGUAGCUGUUUGAACAGCAUAAACAAGAAAACUUCUAGAAAUCCACAUUCCUGUAGUAUUAAGUAACAGAGAGAGCACCCCCCAGCAUCAGUUGGCAAAGACUUUCUGAAGAAUGAGACUCUGGAAUAACAUUUGUAAAGUUCAGGAAAAAAGGUUUUCUUUUAGUAAAGAAAAAUUUGCAAGAAGAAGAAAGAAGCCUUACUUCAUUCUGCUAUUAUCUGCUAUUCUUAACUCACUAUUAUUAGUUUUCCCAAAACUUACACACCCCAGGCAAACAACUGGGGUUUUUUUUAGUAACUUGUUCUACUAAUAGUGCCACCAGAUGCCUUUCAGAUGCAAUAAAAAUAAUCAAAUGCAUUAUGGAGAAGUUGAACCACUUUUUUAAUAGAAAAGUCUUUACAUACAAUCAUUCUUUCAACAAGAAUAUCUUUCAUGGGUGUUUGUAACAGAAUUCUGUUAGAACAAAUAUGGGCUCGCUCCCACUUUUUUCAGUAUGUUCUUUAUGCUGGUCUACCACUCCUACACCAUUAUAAAAUUAACCCAACUCUCAUCAGUAGUCACAUGGAUUUGCUACACAAUCUAUUCCUAUAAAUGUGCAGUUCAUUUUUCUAGUUGCUGAGGGGUACUAAAAGCUUCAUAAACAUUAGCAGCAAAAUCUUUCACUUGUUCCAUCAUCAACAGGUCCUAGAAGAAAUUUAAAGAAUACAUUUGCUUAAUCAAACACAUCCACUACUCUUCCGAUUUUACUGCAGCACAGAAAUAUACGAGGAAAGCACCUGGCGCUCCCAGCGAGAUGUAACUCAAACGUCUUGCUUUAGAAAGGUUUAUGUGCAGAACUGCAAGUAGAACCAAGUUGAGAGACCUUUUUGUGCUUAUGCACAGUUUAGCAAAAGGUUCUAGAAAAAUACCAUAUUUUGGUAAGACACAUACAAACAGUUCCAGUUAUGCUAAUUGUUCCUAUUUUUGUAAAGCCAUUGAAAUUAAACAGAAUGAAGUACAUUUUUAAAAAGAAACAUGCAACACUCAUUUCAAAAUUUUACUUGGGAUAUCUUAAAUAAGCAACAUUCUUACCUGAACAAAGUGACUGGGUGUUUCACUGCAUACUGAAUGGAUCUGUCCAUUUAUUAUUGGAAUUAUCUUGGCUAAAGGAAGACUGACACUGGAAAGACUAGAAAAGAACAAAAAAUAUUGCCCUAGACCCACUCUGACAUUAGUAAAGCCACUAAACUCUGAUUAUUACAAUUCUAAAUAAUCACUACUUCAAAAGUGAGAGUUGGAAGACUGAAAACCAAAAUGUACAGAUGAAGUAUUCUUCCUGUGAAAUCUUGCCUUUAAUAAUCAGUUGCUGUUCCUAUGAGUUUCACGCUUGCUUCUAAGUGAUGGAAGUAGUAUAUAUUUAAAUAAAGCCAUUACUCUUUGAGAGCCAUCAGUUAUUAAAACAAACAUAUGUAAACCCAGUUAUUAUUCAGGGUUUUAAUUUUAACUUCAGAAUAAAAUCUGGUUUUUAACAGUCUUCUAGGAAGAGGCAGAAGAUCCUGAACAUUAAUCUCUCUUCUUGCAGCAUACCAGCUAAGAACCUAAAGCUACAUGGGUGCUUUGGCUAUGUGUAUUUGCCUGCCUUCCUCGAGAACUAACUUACAGUCAGUCCAGGGGCAUACAGAGUUGAUCUGCUAUAGUAUACUUAUGUUCUUCCAAGGGACUGCUAUGUUUCUCAUGGCCUCAGGGGAGGAACGGUGGCAUCUUUUGCAGUAGGCAGCCCCAGUGGGGUAAAUCCUCCUUAGCUAGAAAGGCAGUCUGCUUGUACAGUGGUCAGACAAAAAGUGGGGAGCAUAGGUUCUCUCAUUUCUGCUUUUAGAUCUCACAUGAAUUCUAGAAACUUUAUGGGUAAGGUGAGAAGACUAUUUUUGAAAAGCAAGAAACAGAAUCCUUUCCAGCAUGAGAACUUCAAGUAGGCAGGAAAAUCCACAGCCUUUUUUGGAAUUCACUAUGAACCUAAAGCAUUAUUCACAGGAGAAUCACAGCAAAAGAAAACAUUUACCUAUAUACAGAUCCAUUCUGAGAGAGGUCCUGUUCCGUAGGUCUAAAAAACUCUGCCAUAUUGUCCAGCAGUCGACUGAAUCCUCUAUUUAAACAUGUGCUCAAAACUGUACUGAAGUCUGGACUGAAAUAAAAAGUUUGAUUCCUGGGAUUUAUUUUUCCAAACUAAAAAAACAUCACAAGCAUUCAGUGCUACAGAUGUUCCUCCCCUAAGGGAAAAUGUAUGACCCAGAGAAAUGGUCAACUGUAUAAACAGCUCAAGAAAGACCAGCUCCCCAAUAACUCCACAGCAAACCAAACAACCUACACUCUACCCUAAGGUUACUACAAACUGGAUAAAUCUAAAGUAUUCCUCAUGUCUCUGUUUCUUGCCAAGUAACAACACAGAGGGCUUUAUCCUUCAAAAUGCCCCAGAUCUCCAGCAGCUAAACAGUAAGAACAGUUUGGCAUCUGGCUAAGUUUACUCAUAUUCCACAUUUAUUAUAGAAGCCUGACUUCAGUAGCUCUCUGGUAAAAGGAUGCACACGACCAAUCUCAAAACCAUGUAUUAAAAAUAAAUUCCAAUAGGUCAAAACUGGUGUUCAUCAAAGUGAGUAAAUCCAAUAAAAUUUACCCUGGUUUAGCAGUAGAAAAGUACUGCUCUUUUCCUGCAUAACUACAGAAAAAGUGAGGAAGAGAUAAAGGGGUCUGACUGGGAAGGACAUCCUGGUUAUCUUAUUAAGGCGGGAUUUUUUCUUAUAAAUGGGUCUCGGAGUUCUCAGAUUUCAAAAAUCCCAGCCUACAAUUAGUGCAUAUAAGAAUUUAAUGCAGUGGAGUAGUCAGAUUUUGCAAAUGAGAGGUGACAGCUUUUUAUAGGAAAGUAAUUGUCUCACACAAACAGUAAUUGUGAGGAGGAGUUUAAUAUGAAUACAGGAUAUUUCUCCAUACCUUUCUAGCAUAUCUCUGGUUUCAUUAAGUAAUUUAAUUGUAGUAAUGUCUCUUUCUGUCAGUCCACAGGCCUAGAAAAAACAAAGACAGUCACUAUUUAGUAAGAAAUCCAUAGGCAAUGGUAAGAAUAAGAGUAGAAAUAGACAAGUUUUGUACCAUGAAACUAAGUCAAGAUGUGUAAAUCAAAUCUAUUUAAAUGAAAAGAUUUACUGUCAUAAAUCAGUUUCUUUAUAAUUUGUGUUCUAAAUUUCCUUUUAGAUAAUCAUUAUAGGAUUUUUUUUUCACUAAAAACAAUAUUAGCAGGAAAUACCAGACAAAUUGAGCCAAGUAUUUUUCUACUUCUGACCUCCAAAACUGAAAUAAACCCUGCAUAUCAGCUUAAGUUAAAGGGAUAAGUGUAUGUAGUUGCACACUGAAGCCUGAGUUUCUUCUUUAUACUAGUGUAAUACCAAGUUAAGAAUGAGUUUUCUUUCAACCUAAAUUUUCUAAUGUUACAACUGAGAUGAGAUACACGUUUCUUUUGAUGCCUGUUCAUUUUCCAGCCCAAAGCAAUAAAGGACUCCAGCACACCAUCACCUUCUUGUACUGCAGCCAAGAUGCUACAACUGUCCAUGAUCUUUGCUCACAGGCAAGUGCCAGGUAACACAGCUUAGGGCUGAGUUGCACUGUACCGUGUUACAGCAUAUGUCACAGGCCUAAAGCAGUAAUUGGGCUAUUUUUGAGCUUAGAGCUGGCAAUCUGAAGAUGACACUUGUUUUCAAUCAAAUCUCAAGAAAGUAAAACUUUACUUUGCCUUGAUUAAAGAGAGAAGGACACUUGAUUUAUGACAGGAGAGGCAUCACCAUUUAUUAAGGAUGCUGUGGUACAUGAUACAACUAGAAGACUGUUAUGCACCCUUUGCGCUCUAAAACAAAAAACGCAGAAUGAAAAAAGGCAGAUUAAAGAAACUGAAACAAGUACCUGGGUAGCCAAGGGGUUUUCUUCAUCUGGCAUCAGAUAAUGACAUAAGGGAGAGUAAGAUGCAAUCUGGUCUGAAUCUUUAUGUUCCACUACUUUCCUAAUAUCUUUAAGUUUCUGUUCCAGCUCCAGAAGAGACAGGGUAUGCUUAAGGGAAAUACUGGAAAAGAAAAAAGACUACCAUGUGGAUUGCAAAAUGAACAAUGGCACUUUAUUCUCCUACUGAUAACAUGUUCAAAAGUAAUAGGAUCCCAGUCUGCUACAUUGGCUUGCACAGACAUAGCCUGCUAUAAUAAAAAUGCUGUUUUGGAAAAA
Columba livia (rock pigeon) is the source of this 7187-nucleotide messenger RNA. It is a transcript of the gene FUCA2, whose product is annotated as alpha-L-fucosidase 2. The record is from RefSeq and is a predicted model, not a curated record. NCBI's taxonomy places the organism in Eukaryota, Metazoa, Chordata, Aves, Columbiformes, Columbidae. Gene Ontology annotation, molecular function: alpha-L-fucosidase activity. Bases 296 to 1711 code for a protein of 471 amino acids. The transcript is spliced from 7 exons. Gene Ontology annotation, biological process: fucose metabolic process; glycoside catabolic process. Gene Ontology annotation, cellular component: lysosome.